GGAGGAUGCUGCUUCGGGCGGGGCAUAGCUAGGUCGGCUGGUCUAGGAGGUCCCAGGUUGCCGAGGGUGCCGUCAUGCUUCUUAUUGGCUACUGAGCAAGCGCGAUCCGUUACUGCUGCCUGAGCCGCCAACGAAGUGGCUCGACCGAACCAAGGGGCGGGGAAACGGGGACUCCAAUUGGUCACGAACAAUAACGAGGAGGCUGCGGUCCCCAGAGGGGGUGUUGCUCUGUUGUCCAGGCUGGAGUGCAGUGGCACAAUCACAACUUACUGCAACCUCGAACUCCUGGACUCAAAUGAUCCUCCCUCCUCAGCCUCCUAAGUAGCUGGGAUGGCAGGCACGUGCCACCAUGCCCAGCUAGGGCCUACUUUUCGAUAAAUUGUUCUGGGACAAUUGAGUGUCCAUAUGGAAAAAUAUGAAAUCGAAUUCCUCCCUAACUUAUAUUAAACAGAGAAAUAAAUUCCAUGUGAAUUGUAGACUACAAUGUGAAGAAAAAACAAUAAAGUUUCUGGAAGACAACAUAGGAGGCUAUCUUCACGACCUCAAGGUCCAACAAGGGAGAGUAUACAAUAAUGGUCAAGAGAAGGGGGUCUUGGCUGGGCGCGGUGGCUCACCCCUAUAAUCCCAGCACUUUGGGAGGCCAAGGUGGGAGGAUCGCUUGAGCCCAGGAGUUCAAGAUCAGCCUGGCCAACAUGGUGAAACCUCAUCUCUGCAAAAGGGUUAUCAGGAAGGCCUUCCUGGUGCCUAGCCCCAGUGAUACUAAGAGUAGAUCCUAGCCCAGUGCAACCUCAGCCCCUCUCACCUGCCACAGAAGAGCACACUCUCCAAGUCACUCGUCCUGGACUCAGGCCACAGACAAGCGGAAGGCGCUGGAGGAGACCAUGGCCUUCACUACCCAGGCACUGGCCAGCGUGGCCUACCAGGUGGGCAACCUGGCCGGGCACACUCUGCGCAUGUUGGACCUGCAGGGGGCCGCCCUGCGGCAGGUGGAAGCCCGUGUAAGCACGCUGGGCCAGGGGGAAGGGCGCUGGACCAGACCACCCCUCUCUGUCACCUUGAACCCUGUCAUGCAGAUGGUGAACAUGCAUAUGGAGAAGGUGGCCCGAAGGGAGAUCGGCACCUUAGCCACUGUCCAGCGGCUGUCCCCUGGCCAGAAGGUCAUCGCCCCAGAGAGCCUACCCCCGCUCACACCCUACUGCAGGAGACCCCUCAACUUUGGCUGCCUGGACAACAUUGGCCAUGGGAUCAAGGACCUCAGCACGCAGCUGUCAAGGACAGGCACCCUGUCUCGAAAGAGCAUCAAGGCCCCUGCCACACCCGCCUCCGCCACCUUGGGGAGACCACCCCGGAUUCCCGAACCAGUGCACCUGCCGGUGGUGCCCGACGGCAGACUCUCCGCCGCCUCCUCCGCCUCUUCCCUGACCUCGGCCGGCAGCGCCGAAGGUGUCGGUGGGGCCUCCACACCCAAGGGGCAAGCAGCACCUCCAGCCCCACCUCUCCCCAGCUCCUUGGACCCACCUCCUCCACCAGCAGCCGUCGAGGUGUUCCAGUGGCCUCCCACGCUGGAGGAGUUGUCCCCACCCCCACCUGACGAAGAGCUGCCCCUGCCACUGGACCUGCCUCCUCCUCCACCCCUGGAUGGAGAUGAAUUGGGGCUGCCUGCACCCCCACCAGGAUUUGGGCCUGAUGAGCCCAGCUGGGUGCCUGCCUCAUACUUGGAGAAAGUGGUGACACUGUACCCAUACACCGGCCAGAAGGACAAUGAGCUCUCCUUCUCUGAGGGCACUGUCAUCUGUGUCACUCGCCGCUACUCCGAUGGCUGGUGCGAGGGCGUCAGCUCAGAGGGGACUGGAUUCUUCCCCGGGAACUAUGUGGAGCCCAGCUGCUGACAGCCCAGGGCUCUCUAGGCAGCUGAUGUCUGCACUGAGUGGGUUUCAUGAGCCCCAGGCCAAAACCAGCUCCAGUCACGGCUGGACUGGGUCCGCCCACCUCUUGGGCUGUGAGCUGUGUUCUGUCCCUCCUCCCAUCGUUGGGGGAAGGGGUCCUGGGGAGAGAGAAUUUAUCCAGAGGCCUGCUGCAGAUGGGGAAGAGCUGGAAACCAAGAAGUAUGUCAACAGAGGACCCUUACUCCAUGCAGGACAGGGUCUCCUGCUGCAAGUCCCAACUUUGAAUAAAACGGAUGACGUCCUGUGACUGCCCCACGGAGAUAAGGGGCCAGGAGGGAUUGAAAGGCAUCCCCAGUUCUAAGGCUGCCGCUAAUUACAGCCCCCAACCUCCAACCCACCAGCUGCCCCAGAAGCAGCAUCUUCCCAUUUCCUCAGUACCCACAAAGUGCAGCCCACAUUGGACCCCAGACACCCCUCUGCAGCCAUUGACUGCAACUUGUUCUUUUGCCCAUUG
This is a messenger RNA of Symphalangus syndactylus (siamang), 2400 nucleotides long. RefSeq names its product ABI family member 3 (gene ABI3). Gene Ontology annotation, molecular function: SH3 domain binding; signaling adaptor activity. The record is from RefSeq and is a predicted model, not a curated record. Gene Ontology annotation, cellular component: SCAR complex; lamellipodium; actin-based cell projection. Lineage: Eukaryota; Metazoa; Chordata; Mammalia; Primates; Hylobatidae. Gene Ontology annotation, biological process: regulation of cell migration; neuron migration.